Molecule: messenger RNA, 1124 nt
Organism: Neoarius graeffei (lesser salmon catfish)
Lineage: Eukaryota; Metazoa; Chordata; Actinopteri; Siluriformes; Ariidae
Gene: snrpa1
Product: small nuclear ribonucleoprotein polypeptide A'
Exons: 9
Coding region: 108-968 (286 amino acids)
Biological process (GO): mRNA splicing, via spliceosome
Cellular component (GO): U2 snRNP
Molecular function (GO): protein binding; U2 snRNA binding
Source: RefSeq, a predicted model, not a curated record
AGUUACUUCCUGGCGGUAACGUGUGGUGGAUGCGAGCAUUUGUUCUUCUGUUUUAUUGGAACGUGUGAUAUUUGGAGUAUUUUAGUUUUUAUUUUUGUUGAGUCGACAUGGUGAAAUUGUCGGCGGAGUUAGUCGAGCAGGCCGCUCAGUACACAAACCCGGUCCGAGACAGAGAACUGGAUCUCCGAGGUUAUAAAAUCCCAGUUUUGGAGAACCUCGGGGCCACUCUGGAUCAGUUUGAUACCAUUGACUUUUCCGAUAACGAGAUCAGAAAGCUGGAUGGAUUUCCGCUGCUCAAGAGACUCAAAACCGUGCUCAUGAACAACAACCGCAUCUGCCGGAUUGGUGAAAAUCUCGAGCAUUCGUUGCCCAAUCUUAAGGAGCUGAUCCUUACAAGUAACAACAUCCAAGAUCUGGGUGAUCUGGAUCCUCUCGCUUCAGUAAAGACCCUGACCCUUCUCAGUCUUUUAAGGAACCCAGUAACCAACAAGAAACAUUACAGGCUGUAUGUCAUCAACAAACUUCCACAGAUACGUGUUCUGGAUUUCCAGAAGGUGAAAUUAAAGGAACGUCAAGAGGCUGAGAAAAUGUUCAAAGGCAAACGGGGCGCUCAGCUUGCAAAGGAUAUUGCCAAGCGCACAAAAACGUUCACGCCAGGAGCCGGACUGCAGGCUGAGAAAGUGAAAACGGGGCCUUCUGCAGCAGACGUGGAAGCCAUUAAGGCUGCCAUUGCAAAUGCCACAUCACUGGCUGAAGUGGAGAGGUUGAAGGGAAUGUUGCAGUCUGGUCAGAUCCCUGGGAGAGAAAGCAGACAGGGUGCACAGAGCAUGGUUGAGGAAGAAGAGGACGAUGAGCCUGAAAUGGGGAUGCAGGAGUCUGUUUCGAUGUACAACGCUGCCGGUGGGGAUGAGAUGGAAGAUGACAGAAUGGAAAACGGAGAGGAAGACAUGCAUGUUAAUGGAUCCUAGUUCAUUUCAUGUUAUAUGGAUGAUGGUGCAUCUCUUGAGUUUGUGUAUAAAUGUUGGACAGAGUACUUUUGUAUGCUACUUUUUGUUGGUAAAUACGUUCAACCAAUGGUUUUUUUUUAUGGUUUAAAAUAAAAUUAAGUGCUUCAUUUCAUACUA